AUGAAGUUGUUUCACUUACUAGCGGCAUUGUCUCUGAGUGUUUCUGUUCUUGCAGACACUAGUAACACUCACAACAAGGCUAUUUUGGCCACUUUUGUCACAGUUACAACUACCGAAUACCUCAAUGGUACCCCAACAGGUAGCUUGACAGAGAACACCCCUUCUGGAUUAGCACCAAGUGUUUCUAGAGAAGAGAGCACUUACGUGACCACCUUAUUCAGCAAUGGCCAACCAUACACCACAGUUUCACAAACGAUUCUGCCACAAAUAGUAGUUGCUCAAACUGUGUACCAGACCGUCACGGUCGACCUUGCUACAGUUUCCGGAUAUGGAUCUCAAGCUGAUUCUGAAAGUGCAAGUGCAAGUGCAAGCGCUAGCGGAUCUGCUAGUGUUACCUCCAGCGGUAGCGAAAAUUCCUCUGAGUCGUCGGGGUCCUCUCAAGCAUCUAACAGUGGUAAUUCUGGGUCAAUUGGCUCGUCUUCCACCUUCCAUAACUAUUCGUCGUCAUUUGGUUCCACUUCUUCGUACAGUUCUUCCACAUUAUCCCAUGGAAAUUCCAGUACCAUUACAACAUCGAGCGGACGAUUUCAAAACUCAACAACGAUAACUUCCAGUUCGUUCACGACUUCACAUACUGGUCCAGCUGAUUCUGGCUCCAACUCAGGAUCAGGUGUCAACUCUUCUUCUACUACUAUCUCAGACUCAAACCCUGACAAUGCGGGUUCAAUUGGCACCAGAUUUUCACCAUAUCUUAUAUUAAUGUGUUUGGCAAUGGCUUUGAUAUGA
Messenger RNA from Komagataella phaffii GS115, 786 nucleotides. RefSeq lists its product as hypothetical. Lineage: Eukaryota; Fungi; Ascomycota; Pichiomycetes; Pichiales; Pichiaceae. The transcript has a single exon. The record is from RefSeq and is a predicted model, not a curated record. The coding region runs from base 1 to 786 and encodes 261 amino acids.